This is a messenger RNA of Pseudophryne corroboree (corroboree frog), 2077 nucleotides long. RefSeq names its product endothelin 1 (gene EDN1). Lineage: Eukaryota; Metazoa; Chordata; Amphibia; Anura; Myobatrachidae. Gene Ontology annotation, molecular function: endothelin B receptor binding; endothelin A receptor binding; hormone activity. Gene Ontology annotation, biological process: regulation of systemic arterial blood pressure by endothelin; vein smooth muscle contraction; intracellular calcium ion homeostasis. Gene Ontology annotation, cellular component: extracellular region. The transcript has 5 exons. The record is from RefSeq and is a predicted model, not a curated record. The coding region runs from base 376 to 1023 and encodes 215 amino acids.
UUCCUUUCCAACCUACCCUUAUCUUAGUCUGCACGUUGCUUCUCGGUGACUAAUAGCACAAUAACAAUGUCUAAGGAUAAUAUAAAUUGAGGGCUGUUUACAAACUCUAUGGCGGUUCAAUAUAAAAAGGAGCAGGGAAGCUGGCUGCUGCACAAUCACUCUGGGACCUCUCUCAGGACUAACCUCCACUGAACUUCUUCACUUUGGAUUUUUGACACACGAUAGAGAACAUUUAAUUUAUCAAAACUGGAGAUACUUAAAAUCGUUACAUAUAUUUUUUCAAGAAAAGGCAGAAGGACGUUGGUUUAUUUUAUUUAUUGACUUUUUUGGGAAUUACUUUUCUAUUCAUCAAUAGUACAUUUUUCUAAAUUCACAAUGGACCUGGAGAUGGUUAUUUAUCUGCUUUUGGUUCUCCUUCAAGGGACUUGUGGAACAGGGUCGGACAGCACCUUCUCAUCCUCCGCAGACUCCUCUCCUGCAGAAGCCGCAGCAGCCUCUCAGCGCUCCGUGGGCGCCCCCUUGCGGCCACGCAGAUUUAAACGUUGCUCCUGUUCUUCACUAAUGGAUAAAGAAUGCGUCUACUUCUGCCACCUAGACAUCAUUUGGAUAAACACUCCUGAAAAAACAGUACCUUAUGGGCUCGGGGGGCCUCGCCUGAAACGUUCCCUGCAGGGCAUGGAGACAGAAAAACUCCCUGAGUCUACAAGCAGGUGUAUCUGUGCCAAGAGUGAGGACAAGAAAUGCCUGGAUUUCUGCCAAGUUGCAGCAGAUCUCAGCGUCCAGCCUUCGCUUGAAAAAGAAUCUCGCCAGGGUCAACAGGACAAAGUGUGCAAAGGUCUCCGCUUGGGAAGACAGUGUGUUCAGAAACAGCUUCAUCCAGACAUAAAAAGACUGCAGGACUUCAGGAGGACCAUUCGGAGAUCAUUUGCCAGGCUACUGAAUAAGCCAAAUGAGCUGAAACGUGUGACAUAUCCUUGGGCCCAUAGAAAGAGAGGAGUCUGGGAACAUAUAAAAACAACAUAGUGGAGACCUUUGUUUUAAGGGAGACAUUGCUGUCAGUGAGUGAGUUACUGUGUGUGCUAAUUACGUUCUUCUUGGGGGCUCAGUGCACUUAAAGUAUGAAGAUAGGAAGAUGAAGGUGUGGGCCCACCAUGCAACAUCAGGACUGACACGCAGGAUGGAUUCAUAAUAGUAAAUACAGGAUCCUGGGUUAGAUCACAUGAGCAGGUGAUAAGCAAAAUGCCACACAAAUGUGUCUGAAGAAAAUGAUGGAACCAAAGUUUUGGAAAACCGGCCUAUCAACCUUCAUUGCUACUGACACUGACAGUAAAACACUGGAAUAUAAUAUUAUGAACACAUGCCUAAUACUACACAUACAGUGCUGCAUAUGGAUGAAUGUGCAUUGCAAAUGGAUUAGAAAAACUGACGCCAAUGUUUGAGGACGUAUUACUUGCAAAUCUACCUCAGGUUUACCCCUCUGAAGGGCUUCCUUCUUGCCUAUAUUUUAGCUUGUCCUGUGAAACACCUUUGGUCUUAUUUUGUACUGGAGCUAAUCAAAUCGUUGAUAUUAAUAGAUCCCUGAAUUGUUUAGUGCCAGGCUGGUGUUGUUAUAAUAAGCAGAGAGUAGUGUUUUUUAUUUUUAGGUUUCUGUUUUUUUUUCACAUGGCUACAUUCACAAGCUAAAACUGGGUUGUUCAUAGCAGUGGAGUAAUCUACAAUCUUUUAUCUAAAUUUAUUAUGUGAAUAUUUUAAAACAAAUAUUUAUAUUUUUAUUUGUAAAGUGACUAUAUUUACUGUGUUAAAUAUCCACUGUAAUAGGCCAUAUUGGUCUAUGCAUGUCUGUUUGUAUUUCUGCAUGAAAAAAAGAGCUUCAUGCCUGCAUUAAUAAUGUUAAAAUAAAUAUUUUGUAACCCUUUAAAUGACAUGGAAAUUUGUUUUAGGUGACUUUAUUAACAAAACAAAAAGGACUUUAGCUGACUUGAUAAGUGAGUUGGGUUGUUAGUCAUUUUUGCAAAGGUCGGUGACAUUCCACAGAUCUACAUGUCUGACACUGUAAAAUAAUAAGAAAAACAAAAAC